Molecule: messenger RNA, 1416 nt
Organism: Salvelinus namaycush (lake trout)
Lineage: Eukaryota; Metazoa; Chordata; Actinopteri; Salmoniformes; Salmonidae
Product: proline-rich extensin-like protein EPR1
Exons: 2
Coding region: 1-1416 (471 amino acids)
Source: RefSeq, a predicted model, not a curated record
AUGCCACCCACCGCCAAGCGCCCAUACCACCCACCGCCCAUACAGCCCAACGCCCAUACCGUCCAUACUGCCCACAGCCCAUACAGCCCACCGCCUAUACCGCCCAUACCGCCCACCGCCCAUACCGCCCUUAGUGCCCAUACCGCCCACCGCCGAGCGCCCAUAUCUCCACCGCCCACACAGCCCACCGCCUAUACCGCCCAUACCGCCCAUACUGCCCACAGCCCACCGCCCAUACCGCCCUUAGUGCCCAUACCGCCGAGCGCCCAUACCGCCCACCGCCCACACCGCCCACCGCCCAUACCGCCCUCAGCCCAUACAGCCCACCGUCCACACAGCCCACCGCCCAUACCGCCCACCGCCCAGCGCCCAUACUGCCCACAUUCCACCGCCCAUACCACCCACCACCCACCGCCCAUACCACCCACCACCCACGGCCCAUACAGCCCACCGCCCACCAUCCAUACAGCCCACCGUCCACACAGCCCACUGCCCAACGCUCAUACGGCUCACCGCCCACCGUCCAUACCGCCCAUACAGCCCACCGCCCAGACAGCCCACCGCCCACACAGCCCACCGCCUAUGCCACCCACCGCCGAGCGCCCAUACCACCCACCGCCCAUACAGCCCACCGCCCAUACCGCCCACCGCCCAUACCGCCCACAGCCCAUACACCCAUACAGCCCACCGCCUAUACCACCCAUACCGCCCAUACUGCCCACAGCCCACCGCCCAUACCGCCUACCGCCCAUACCUCCCUUAGUGCCUAUACCGCCCACCGCGGAGCGCCCAUACCGCCCACACAGCCCACCGCCCAUACCGCCCACCGUUCACCGCCCAUACCGCCCACCGCUCACUGCCCAUACCGUCCAUACCAACCAUACCGCUCAUACCGCCCACCGCCCAUACUGCCUAUACCGCCAUUACCGUCCAUACCAACCAUACCGUCCUUACUUCACACCGCCCAUACCGUCCACCGCCCAUACCACCCUUAGUGCCCAUACCGCCGAGCGCCCAAACCGCCCACCGCCCAUACCACCCUUAGUGCCCAUACCGCCCACCGCCCAUACCGCCCACAGCUCAUACAGCCCACCGCCUAUACCGCCCACCGCCGAGCGCCCAUACCACCCACCGCCCAUACAGCCCACCGCCCAUACCGCCCUUACCGCCCUUACCGCCCACCGCCUAUACCGCCCACAGCCCAUACAGCCCACCGCCCACACAGCCCACCACAUAUACUGCCCAUACCGCCCAGUGCCCAUACUGCCCACAGCCCACCGCCCACCACCCAACGCCCAACGCCCAUACAGCCCACACCGCCAAUACAGCACAUACAGCCCACCGCCCAUAUCGCCCACCGCCCAUACCGCCCAUCCCUUAGUUCUGUCUUUGUUUAGAGUGAUGAAAACUAGCUAA